AAGCCAGCCUUUGUCUAGUUCUCUUCAUUUUCUCUCGCCGUCCCGUCGUCUUUUCCUUCUCCGCACACCAUCGAUAAUCAUCCAUAUAUCAAUUUCGGCGCCCUCCUGCCAUGCUUGAUCUUGGGGGUGUCACUCCGGGCCCCAACAUCGACACUGCAUUUGGCAUUGCUUGCGCGUUGCUCGCAUCGCCCGUCUUUGCGGCGCUCGCUGUGGCCAUUGCCUAUGCCACCGGUGCGCUCAAGACACACGCGUUCAUGCUGUACAUGCUGAUCACCGGCAUGGCUAUCGCAGCGCGCUACCGUGCGCCUGCCAUUGCCAGGAGAAUUGACUGGUCGCAGCACACGAUUCUGCUCACGGGCGGCUGCCAUGGCAUUGGCCUCGGCCUGCUGCACAAGCUGGCUGCAGCAGCGCCCGGCAACGCCAAGCGCAUUGCUGUCGUCGACAUUCUCGAUCUCCCCAAGGGCGCGCCUUCGGGCGUCGGCUUGUACAAGUGCAAUCUGGCCGACAUCGAACAGCUCAAGCCCAUCGUUGAUCAGAUCACGGCUGACAUGGGUCCGGUCACAAUGCUAAUCAACAACGCAGGCACGGUGUGCAGCAAGGUGCUCAGCGAGCAGAGCUUCCAGGAUGUGCAUCGGGUCGUUGGGGUCAAUAUGCUGGCGCCGAUGGAGCUGACGCGCCUGCUGUUGCCUGGUAUGCUCGCGAGCCCCGACGCGCACAUAGUCUUUGUGUCCUCUGUGCUGGGCUUCAUCGGCAUCCCCGAGCUGACCACGUAUACGGCGACCAAGGCGGCCUUGGCCAUAUUCAGCGAGUCGCUUAAGCUGGAGCUCGUCGCGAGGCAGGGCGCCCACCAUGUGCGCACGACUGCGGUUUUUCCGUCGCAGGUCGACUCUGGAAUGUUCAGCGGCGUGCGCAUACCACAGUGGCUCGCGCCUAACAUGUCGCCCGACGCAGUUGCCGCCCGCAUUUUCCAGUGCUUAGAGUCUGCGAGUGAUUCGGACAUUUAUCUGCCGCUUUCACUGGUCGGCUCCAGCCUCAACGCCAUGCGCACGUACCGAGGCCACGGCCUCUACCAGAAUAAGACGAGUGCAGCCUAGCGAAAAAAAUUGGUUGAAUGUUAUGUUUACCUUUUAAUAUAUCUAUCGAUUAAUAAUAGCAGCAAUAUAAUGCAAAACAAC
Molecule: messenger RNA, 1175 nt
Organism: Kickxella alabastrina
Lineage: Eukaryota; Fungi; Kickxellomycota; Kickxellomycetes; Kickxellales; Kickxellaceae
Exons: 2
Coding region: 111-1094 (327 amino acids)
Molecular function (GO): oxidoreductase activity, acting on the CH-OH group of donors, NAD or NADP as acceptor
Source: RefSeq, a predicted model, not a curated record